UCCAUAGCAGAAUCCUUAUUUUUUUCUGCAUGAACCAGAGCACUAUCAUGAAUUUGGAAAUCAUUGUUUUUGUUGGGUCAGUCACUGCUAUGGGAAGAACCGAUCCAUAGCAAAGGCCAGAGGUGUCCAUCAUAUCGGGGGCAAUGUGGCCUACAUACGUAUUAUUGUUGAUAAGCGCCACUCUGCGCUAUACUCUUCCUAUUUGACUCCCUUUCCGUUUCCCCACACAUGUGAGGGAGGCGCCGGCAGAUCCCUCUUCGAUGGGCUACCUCUCCUGUCAUGCAGAUUCCUCCAUCGCUACCUGCCGCUCUAUCUCCUCGUCCGAUGUAACCUCCCGAAACCCCCACAGAAAGAAGAAGAAGAAGAACAGCAACCUCCCCAAAUCGUUGGCUCCACCGCAUGAUGUCCGCAACGACGCAGGCGGCGAAGCCCGCGACUUCUCCCACCCCGAUAUUUGUCAUUUCACCUAUGGAGAGCUCGAAUCGGCCACGGCCAACUUCUCGGACGGCGCCCUCCUCGGCCGCGGCAGCCACGGUGCGGUCUACAAGGCGGUCCUCCGCAGCGGCCGCCAGGUCGCGGUCAAGCGCCCCUCCCGCCGCCCCCGCCUUCUCUCCUCCCCCCCGCCAUCCCCGGCCGCCGCGCCCGCUCGCGACGAGGUUGAGAACGAGAUCGAGAUCCUCUCCGGCAUCCGCAGCCCUCGCCUCGUCAAUCUCAUCGGCUUCACCCCUUCCGACGAUCGGAGAGAGCGGCUCCUGGUAGUGGAGUUCAUGCCCAACGGCACGCUCUACGACCUCCUCCACUCCAACCCACGCCCGCCCGGCUGGGCUCGCCGCCUCCGCCUCGCCCUCCAGACCGCCAAAGCCCUUCUCACCCUCCACUCCGCGCAGCCGCCCGUCAUCCAUCGCGACGUCAAGUCGGCCAAUGUGCUGAUCGACCAAGACUCCAACGCCCGGCUCGCCGAUUUCGGUCUCGCCCUCCGCGACGACGACGACGACGCCGCCGGCGGCAAAUUCCCCUCAUCCGCCCGCUCCACCCCUCCCGCAGGCACGCUUGGCUACCUCGACCCCUCUUACGUCACGCCCGAGAGCCUGAGCACCAAGACCGACGUCUUCAGCUUCGGAAUCCUGCUUCUCGAGAUCAUGAGCGGCCGGAAGGCGAUCGACGUCGCCCACUCCCCGCCAUCGGUCGUGGAGUGGGCCGUUCCCCUGUUGCGAAAAGGCAAGGUCUCGACGCUGUUCGAUCCGAGGAUCCCCCCGCCCAAGAACCCACUGGCAAGGAAGCAGCUCGCGUCGGUCGCUGCCAGCUGCGUGCGGUCCCUCAAGGAGAUGCGGCCUUCCAUGGACGAGGUGGUGGGGCAGCUCAAGGUGUUGAGGAAGACAGUGCCUUUUAGGGCUUGGAACGGGCUCUCGGUCGGCAACCCAUGCUCGGUAGUGGACGUAGAGAGGACCCUGACGAAGCUGAACUCUAGCAGUACCAAUCAAAACCACAAUUUGUGUUCAGAUUCGAGGAUUCAUGGGGAGGAGGAGCCAAUUGCAACCAGGCAUGAAGAAAUGCCCGUCCAUGUCAGGAAGCUGCCUUCGACUGUGAAGGGAUCCCGUUCUUUGUCGAGCUCAAGGAGGGGAAGUACAAAUCUGUUGAAUCUCAUGGCUCAACCUAAUGGAGAGCUGAAAGGGGAAUCGGCAGUAGAUGGGAACAGUAACGGUGGUCCGGCGAUGGGCAGGGCGAAGGCUCUGCGUCUCCUCCAUGAUUUCUACGAAAGAGAUGCGACUUGGCAGUCGAGGAGGAAGGCUAAGGACUCGCUGAAAUCAUUAUGGAGGGUCGAUGAGAAAGAUGAUGUGGAUGAGAAAGCUCAUGGCUGAUCUGGAGAUCCACUCUAAGCUGGGGCAGAUGGUCCAGACCACAUGGUAUGUUGCAUUUCAUUUAUGUUAUUGUCGAAUGAACACUUUUUUUUCUUGGGCAAAGCAGAUUAUUAUUUCUCAUAUAUCGACAUCUCCAGUUGUCUGCA
Molecule: messenger RNA, 2005 nt
Organism: Musa acuminata subsp. malaccensis (wild Malaysian banana)
Lineage: Eukaryota; Viridiplantae; Streptophyta; Magnoliopsida; Zingiberales; Musaceae
Product: serine/threonine-protein kinase-like protein At3g51990
Biological process (GO): protein phosphorylation
Molecular function (GO): ATP binding; protein serine/threonine kinase activity
Source: RefSeq, a predicted model, not a curated record